Cylindrotheca closterium is the source of this 1362-nucleotide messenger RNA. NCBI's taxonomy places the organism in Eukaryota, Bacillariophyta, Bacillariophyceae, Bacillariales, Bacillariaceae. The record is from the annotation of a GenBank genome assembly.
AUGAAGAUCUCAUGUCUAAUCCUUCUCGCAGCCAUUGCCAGUGUCUCUGGUAAGAAAGAGGACGACGACCUACCACCACAGCCUACAAUGGAAUUCGUCCAUCACCUAACGCUAUCUGAUUCCAAGGUUUGCGGAGAUGGCGAGACCGUUCAUAUUGAAUGUGGAUUGAAUAUCAUGCAACGCCUUCCAAUUCCAGAAGAACUAGAAGACGAAAAGAAGGACAAAGAUAAGGAGGACCCACCAAAUGCCGCCGGCGGAGGCUUGCGACGAAGGCUAAAAAAGGAAGACGAUGAACCAAAGGAGCCCGAGUUGCUCCCCCCUUUGUUUUCGUCUGAUAUUUAUGAAAUGGAAAUCACAAACUGCACAAACUCAGUCAAGGGCCAAAACCGCACAAUGGAACUGGCUGGUCGUCAAUUGAUUGUGGAAGCUGAAGGUUUCCAGAAUAUUGAUGUUGCAUCUGUCGAUCCCUACAACAAUACUGAAACCAUCAUGACACGACAAGGCCGCAUGAAGUUUUGGGAGCGACCAACGGAAUUGCAACAGCUCAUGGGCUACCAAAAGUCCGAUCAUAUUGGAAAUCUUCUAUUCAAGGUUGUUGUGGAGAGAAAGAAGAUCAUCGACCAAACCGAAAUGUUUGUUGGAAUGACUCUGACCAUGCAAGCCAUGGCCGAUGCCAUUAUGAUGAACGAUACUGGUGUCAUGUUUCCAGAGCCAGUGCCGGCCUACAAAAACUACACCCAAGUCAUCUCUGCCGAAUUGGACUGGGAGCGCAUGGAAAAUGUCGUCUGCAGUCCAAAGAAGUUUGUAACUGCAAUGCCAACCCCUCAGCCCACUCAAUCGGUAGUUCCAUCAAUGGAACCAUCAAUGGAACCAUCCGCAAAUCCAUCUCUUUCUCUGGUCCCGUCCAAAAUGCCAUCUUCGGCCCCAACUCCUUUGCCGUCCAUUACUCCAUCUACGAUCCCAUCGAGUGCUCCAUCUACGCUCCCAUCUGAUCUUCCAUCCACCGUACCAUCCACAGUCCCAUCGGCUCUCCCGUCGACUUUACCAUCCCCAGAGCCUUCGUCACUUCCAACGGCAUUGCCAUCCCCAGCGCCUUCGCCACUUCCAACGGCUUUGCCAUCCUCAGUACCGUCUCCUUUACCGACAUCAGGGCCAACUGCCGGGCCAACCACCACAGACUAUGACCCUCAAGGUCCGGACAAUAAUGCUGCGAACCCAGAUUUCACCGGAACCGUCCCAUCCCGUCAAAGCCCGUACGAUGGACCAAUGGACCAAGACAAUCUUGGCGAAUUUACAAGGGAAUACUAUGGGACAAUGGGAGAAGCUCACGACACUGAGAAACCAGACUUGAUUAUUCCAUAA